This is a messenger RNA of Penaeus vannamei (Pacific white shrimp), 1515 nucleotides long. NCBI's taxonomy places the organism in Eukaryota, Metazoa, Arthropoda, Malacostraca, Decapoda, Penaeidae. The record is from RefSeq and is a predicted model, not a curated record.
AGCAACCAGACACCUUGCAGACAAAGCUAUCAGAGAUCUUCAGUCGGCUGCCGCCCACAUGCCCGCCCUCAUCUUCCGCGCCCACCUCUGUGUCGUCUGCAUCAGCCGUGAUGUCGUGUGACGGCGUGCCCGGUCUAGCCUCUCCUGUCUCCUCCGUCUACGAGCUGCCAUACCCAGACAUCUUCAUCUACUAAGCAAAACUUCCAGUCAUUGUGUCGCCCUGUUUCCUUCAUGAUUCUCUGGCUCUCUUUAUGGGCUUCAUAGUGUCUGGGGGAGGCUGAUUAUUUACGGAGGAUUCAGUUUCUUUCAUUUUGGUCGUCCAGGUCGUAUGAGAAAAAGAUAUGCAUCAUUUCUGCCAGCCUGACCUUUGGGUGUGGUGUAAGCAGACGGUGUGGUAGUUCUCUGCCCUCCUGGUGAUGGGCUCGGCACAGAAGCGGACGGAAGGAGGGGACCAUCUAUCGUGGUGGAGUGCACGGGGAAAACUUCUCUUUUGGACAUUGAUCUUCGCAGUUCUCUUCUUUGUUUGAUCCUUCUUGAGGACCGUUGUUGCCAAUAUUAUUUUUUCCAUAAUUUUUACCUUUUCAUUUUAUUUUUGAUUUAUAUAUUUUGCAAUUCAAUUUUGAUAAUAAACACAUUUUUUUGUUACAACUUUAUUGUAUUAAAGUAUUCUCUUUGUCCUGGGAUACUUUGUAGUUCCUAUAUUAAUUGCUACAGGUAUAAUGCUCAGUGUCAAUUAUUUGUAUUCUUAUUCUGUGUAUAUUUGUUUUAGGUUUGGUUAUCAUCUCAUUAUCUUUCUACAUUUGAUUGCUAAGCUGUCUUGACUUUUGUUCAGACAUUGCUUUUAGAAGAAGCAAGAAGUCUGCCAAAGAUUUUUUUCCUGUCUCAUUUAAAAUGCUUUUUAUUCCCACUAGUCAGUCCAUGAUUUCCCUGUUACAUUAAAAAGUGUGAAGAAGAGAAUAAGGAUAAUACAGAAGAAAAUAGGAGGGAUGAAGCGAGAUAAACAUCUAGAUUUCUCCCUGUGUCGGAUGAGACUUUGAACGACUUGAAAAAAAUACUUGAGGUGCUGUAGAAAUAUGAGAGAGAGGGAAAGAGUGAGUGAAUGAGUGAGUGAGUGAAAGCUUCUUGACACGGUGAUCCCCUUCCUCUUUUAGGUGCAAGGAUCAAGGGGGAAAGGGAAGCAGUGUACACUAAUUCCCCCAAAUAGCAGGAAAAGAAGCUUGGCUCGUGCUGGAGAUUCUUAUCCUUUACCGUUAAUUUUUUUUUUCCCCCUUUAUUAGAUGUGUUUACGCUUAUAAUUUAUAUGUGAUUUUCUCUCCAGUGCUAUUUUGUUCCUUGGACGGAAACCUUGGGAUCUGUCCUGCUGCUUUGUUUCGGGGCCUUUGCUUGAGGUUUUGAGGGCUCUUGCUCAUAUAUAGGGAUGCAUUUAUGCACUUGUGCACACACAGUGCACAUGUGCACACAGACACACACACACACACACACACACACACACACACACACACACACACACACACA